AUGACAGUAAUCGAAGAGACGGAAAGAGAACUACUCAGUAAACUUUUCGAACUUGAGGGUCUGGGAAUCACCUCCGACGAAUAUGCAGGGAACAACAACUUUCUUGAAUACUACAAAAAAUACUCCGACCAAGUUUCAUUCGAGAAUGGAUACGUCACAGCUCCAUACCCCUUGAAAAGCACUGUGCAAAAUCUGGCAGACAACUACGGUACAGCCUUGAAACGGUUGAUGAAUCUUUACACUCAUUUAGGAAAAAGCAAUAUUCAAAAGGAGUGGAGCAAAACACUCAAUCAGUAUGAGGACGACGACGUCAUCGAACGAGUGGAAGGUAAGGCUCCUGGCUCCGUUGGGGUGUACUAUAUGCCCCACUCAGGCAUGUGGAGACCCCACAAGCCAAAACCAUUGCGUGUCAUAUUUGACGCCCCCUCGAAACGCAAAGGACAACUCUCCCUCAACGACGUCACCUACAAAGGAGAAUCACUCGUGAGUAAGAUUCAUGACAUUCUCAUAGCAAGUAGAACAUGCAAGAUCAUACUGGUGUGUGAUAUCGAAGCAGCCUUCACUCAAAUAAGAUUGAAAGAAAGUCAUAAAGACCUUUGUAGGUUUCUCUGGCUCAAAGAUGCUAGCAAACCCCCUACUCAAGACAACAUCAUAGAAUACCGAUUCAAGAGAACCCUUUCGGAGCGAAGCCGUCGCCCAGCAUUCUGA
Messenger RNA from Haemonchus placei, 708 nucleotides. The record is from the annotation of a GenBank genome assembly. NCBI's taxonomy places the organism in Eukaryota, Metazoa, Nematoda, Chromadorea, Rhabditida, Trichostrongylidae.